CCAAUGCCCGACAGCCAGGGAGUGGGAUCUGCUUACAAGGAGGGAUCAGUACAGAGCGCACCACCACAACCGGCAGCAGCAUGCAGCAGGAGAACAAGCAAUGUCCAGCACAGGGCUACCUGGAGCCUUUCAAACACUUCGCCACCGAGGCCAUUCACACCGGGCAGGAACCUGAGCAAUGGAAGUCUAUGGCGGUGGUGCCCCCCAUCUUUCUCACCACCACCUUCAAGCAGCACAGUCCAGGAGAGCAUGCGGGUUACGACUACAGCCGUUGUGGAAACCCAACAAGGGACUGUCUGCAGAAAGCUGUCGCCGCCCUUGAUGGGGCCAAAUACUGUUUGUCUUAUGCGUCGGGCCUGUCUGCAGUACUAAAUGUUGCCCACCUUCUGGAAGCUGGAGACCACAUCAUCUGUAAUUGUAUUGUGUAUGGAGGUACACACAAAUAUUUCUCCAACCUUGCUACAAGAAUGGGCAUGAAGGUGACUUUCGUUGACUGCACUGAUCUAAAUUCUUUGGAAGCUGCGAUCACCCCAGAUACCAAGCUUGUGUGGAUCGAAAGCCCAACGAACCCAACUGUUGAGGUUAUUGAUAUACAAGGUUGUGCUGAUAUCGUUCACAAGCAUCAAGAUGUCCUCCUGGGUGUGGAUAACUCUUUCAUGUCUGCCUAUUUCCAGCGGCCAUUGUCUCUGGGAGCAGAUAUCUGUAUGUAUUCCGCAACUAAAUUUAUGAAUGGCCACUCUGAUGUCCUCAUGGGAUUGGUGUCUGUAAACUGCGACACACUAUACGAAAAGUUAAAGUUUCUUCAGAUGGAUCUUGGCACCGUCCCAUCCCCUCUUGAAUGCUACCUGUGCAACCGCGGCCUGAAGACCUUACAUCUCAGAAUGAGGCAACAUUUCCAUAACGCUCUGGCAGCGGCCAUGUUUUUGGAGAAGGAUCCUCGUGUUGACAAAGUUAUGUUUCCAGGGCUGCCAUCUCACCCACAGUACGAGCUCACCAAGCGUCAGAGCACUGGAGCUGGAGGGAUGAUGGGAAUUUACAUUAAAGGCAACCUGGAGCAUGCAAAGAUCUUCCUCAGGAGCCUGAAGGUUAUUGCACUUGCUGACAGUCUUGGAGGAUAUGAGAGUCUGGCUUCGCAUUCAGCCAUCAUGAGUCACCCCUCAGUGCCGGAGGAGGAGCGAGCGCGCCUGAAUAUCACCGACAACCUCAUUCGCCUCUCCAUAGGGUUGGAGGACACAGAAGACAUCAUAAAGGACCUGGACCAAGCAUUGCAGGCCGUGUACCCGGACCUUACAAACCCGACCAAGGUGGAGGAUUUACUGCAGCAUCUGAAGUUGAACUGCUGAAUAUUAUUAACCUGUUUAAUCUUCACAAAUAUAAUAGGAUUGUUACAGUGAAAUUAGUAAUGUAAUGUAUGUACACAACAACUCCACCAGCAGAAUAGUGAGUACAGCUCUGGAGUAUAAUACAGGAUAUAACUCAGGAUCAGUACAGGAUAAGUAAUGUAAUGUAUGUACACAGUGACCUCACCAGCAGAAUAGUGAGUGCAGCUCUGGAGUAUAAUACAGGAUAUAACACAGGAUCAGUACAGGAUAAGUAAUGUAAUGUAUGUACACAGUGACCUCACCAGCAGAAUAGUGAGUACAGCUCUGGAAUAUAAUACAGGAUAUAACUCAGGAUCAGUACAGGAUAAGUAAUGUAAUGUAUGUACACAAUGACCUCACCAGCAUAAUAGUGAGUGCAGCUCUGGAGUAUAAUACAGGAUAUAACUCAGGAUCAGUACAGGAUAAGUAAUGUAAUGUAUGUACACAGUGACCUCACUAGCAGAAUAGUGAGUACAGCUCUGGAGUAUAAUACAGGAUAUAACUCAGGAUCAGUACAGGAUAAGUAAUGUAAUGUAUGUACACAGUGACUUCACCAGCAGAAUAGUGAGUACAGCUCUGGAGUAUAAUACAGGAUAUAACUCAGGAUCAGUACAGGAUAAGUAAUGUAAUGUAUGUACACAGUGACCUCACCAGCAGAAUAGUGAGUACAGCUCUGGAGUAUAAUACAGGAUAUAACUCAGGAUCAGUACAGGAUAAGUAAUGUAAUGUAUGUACACAGUGACCUCACCAGCAGAAUAGUGAGAACAGCUCUGGAGUAUAAUACAGGAUAUAACUCAGGAUCAAGAAUAAAAAAGUUGGUGCAGCUCACAAUUAAUCACUAGCCGAGGUAAAACGGACAAACGUCUAUAACCCAAGGUGUGAAAUUAUUACUCUAAAACUGUGUAAAAAGUAGCACAAACCUCAAGGUUAGUGUAAUAUUACAUAUACUUUUUGGAUCAUAUUACUCUAAGACCGUGCAUUAAGUAAACAUAGUUUUUUUUUUUUUUUGUUAAAAUGACAUAUCGCAUAAAUUCCCCACAUAGGGCCCUUGCGGGAGGAAUAGGUUAAUAUUGCAUGUAACAUACAAAAAGAUCAAUAAAAUAUAAUAA
Hyla sarda is the source of this 2470-nucleotide messenger RNA. Its product is annotated as cystathionine gamma-lyase-like. The transcript has 12 exons. NCBI's taxonomy places the organism in Eukaryota, Metazoa, Chordata, Amphibia, Anura, Hylidae. Gene Ontology annotation, cellular component: cytoplasm. Gene Ontology annotation, molecular function: cystathionine gamma-lyase activity; pyridoxal phosphate binding. Bases 81 to 1343 code for a protein of 420 amino acids. Gene Ontology annotation, biological process: transsulfuration. The record is from RefSeq and is a predicted model, not a curated record.